This is a messenger RNA of Racocetra persica, 588 nucleotides long. The record is from the annotation of a GenBank genome assembly. Lineage: Eukaryota; Fungi; Glomeromycota; Glomeromycetes; Diversisporales; Gigasporaceae.
AUGUUCAGGCUUAGUGGCAUUGCCCAAAAUACUGUUCGUAGAGUUUAUACACCUUCUUUGAUACCCGUCGUGUCUCAAGUUUCUCGCAAUUUUUCCAGUACAAAAAUCAAAAAUUAUGAUCUACCACCAAUGCCAACACAUUCAUCAAAAGUUCAGUCGGCCAAAAAAAUAAAACCUCCAACUUAUCUUGAUAAAACAGCACAAUUAUUCUUUUUUACUGAAAUGUUAAGAGGCAUGUGGGUAGUAUUAGAGCAGUUUUUUAGACCUCCUUAUACAAUUUUUUAUCCCUAUGAAAAAGGACCAUUGAGCCCUAGGUUUAGAGGUGAACAUGCUCUAAGAAGAUAUCCUACAGGUGAAGAAAGGUGCAUAGCUUGUAAAUUAUGCGAGGCCAUUUGCCCUGCGUUGGCUAUUACAAUUGAGGCAGAAGAGGCUUGCCCAGUUGAUGCAAUCGUUGAAGGGCCUAAUUUUGAGUAUUCAACAGAAACGCGUGAGGAAUUAUUAUACAACAAAGAGAAACUUCUUGCCAAUGGUGACAAAUGGGAACCUGAGAUUGCAAAAAACUUGCAAGCGAAUUCAUAUUAUGUGUGA